Suillus discolor is the source of this 1618-nucleotide messenger RNA. RefSeq lists its product as uncharacterized. Gene Ontology annotation, biological process: peptidyl-threonine phosphorylation. The record is from RefSeq and is a predicted model, not a curated record. Gene Ontology annotation, cellular component: cytoplasm. Gene Ontology annotation, molecular function: protein serine/threonine kinase activity. Lineage: Eukaryota; Fungi; Basidiomycota; Agaricomycetes; Boletales; Suillaceae. The transcript has 8 exons. Bases 186 to 1556 code for a protein of 456 amino acids.
ACUGCACACAAGAAGCCCUCACUCCAGAAGGUGUAAACUUUGACUAUAUUUACCAGGUUGGAUCUUCAACAGCUCUUUCAACCGCCUCUCAGGUAACAAGGAAUACGAAGGCAGACCAAGUAUUCGUCGAUAAAUAUUCCCAGGAGCCUGCAUCUGAACCAAUUACAAUAACACUGUGACUCGCCAUGGAUGAAGAUAUGGAAUUCGACGCCAACACGGCUCAGCCGACUCCCCAGUUUCAUCGUCAAAACUACUAUGACGGAAGAAAGAUGCUCGACUUGGUGUUUGUGCAAGACUGUACGGGCAGUCAAGGAAGCUACAUCUCAUCUGCAACGAAGAACAUCGAGGAGAUUUGCGCACAUAUUUUUGAGUCGGGGAAGCUUCAAUCGCAAGAGGAUUUGCGCGUCGGCCUUGUUGCGUUCCGCGACCAUCCGCCACAGGAUCACACAUAUGUGGUGAAGAACUUUGGGUUUUCAUCUGAUAUCAGCAAGGUACAUCGGGACCUUGCAGGGCUUUAUGCAUCUGGGGGUGGUGAUGGACCGGAGGCCGUGACAGCUGCGCUCGCAGAAGCACUCCAUAUGGACUGGAGGGAGCAUGCGAGCAAGAUGGUCGUUCUGAUUGCUGAUGCCCCACCGCACGGAAUAGGAGAGUAUGGGGAUGGAUUCGAUGAAGGCUCUCCAGAUGGACACGAUCCGUUGCAACUAGUUCGCGAGAUGGCUAGUCGGGGCAUCACGCUGUUCUUCGUUGCAUGCGAACCGGCGCUCAGUGGUUACUCGUAUGCAACAGAUUUCUACCAAGCAAUUACAACCAUCACAUCUGGGCUCAUGCUCCCACUUACAACAGCUGAUCUCCUCUCGCACGCGAUCGUAGGCAGUGUGUUGGAAAACCUCGAUAUGGAGCGCCUUGUUCGAGAGGUGGGGCAUGCUGUGGCGCAACGAAUUCUUGGGAACAAUGAAAGCGUCGAUGAUGUCGCCCGUGAAUUGCACGAGAAGUUGCUCCUCCGGAAUGAAAGCACCAAGAAAGUGGUGAUUGAAAGCAUCUACAAGGAGUCUCCCGAAGCUAUGCAUAACGUCGCGGUCUUCACCCACGCUACAUCGCUGCAUGAGGCGAAACCACAGUUGAAGAGGGUGCAAGGCACGCGUUUCACGGAAAAGUAUCUUAUCGCACGACAGACUGCGAACCGGAGUUUGUACUCAUAUCCAUAUUCGCCUCAUACGCCUUCGCGACCAGAGAAGACUUACUCUUCUAUAACGCCGAGUACUAGCCCCUUAACGUCGUCGUCCCCUCCUCGUAAAGUCGUAACUGACUUUGCUGCCUUCGGCGCGCCGAAGAAUGCCAGCGUGUUCGGCACUGCUGUCGCCUCGACGCCUUUUUCGUUGGCGGGUGGUAAGGCCGCUUUUGGCGGGGUGAGGGGUACUACUCGCCCGUAUGCUGAUGACGAUGAUGACGACGAUGACGAUGGUAGGCAGCGGGUGGAACUUAGGGAGGAUUCCAUCUCGCUUGAGCAGGCCCGGCGUAUCGCCAUGCAAAGCGCAUGGCGGAGCGUGCGAGGUUGAUGACAUCGGAGAUGUUUUUCGUUCUUCUGCAUCACGUUUUUGCACAUCAAUCGCAAUCAUUA